Messenger RNA from Neltuma alba, 3044 nucleotides. Its product is annotated as auxin response factor 18. Gene Ontology annotation, biological process: regulation of DNA-templated transcription; response to hormone. The transcript has 15 exons. NCBI's taxonomy places the organism in Eukaryota, Viridiplantae, Streptophyta, Magnoliopsida, Fabales, Fabaceae. The record is from RefSeq and is a predicted model, not a curated record. Gene Ontology annotation, cellular component: nucleus. Gene Ontology annotation, molecular function: DNA binding. The coding region runs from base 751 to 2835 and encodes 694 amino acids.
GUAGACCAGAGGACCACAGUCUAUGCAGAAGACUAGAGAGAGAGAAGUUUGAGGCUCUCAACUUCUCAAACGCAAAACAAAGGAGAGACUGAGAAAUGAGAAAGAAAGAGCGCAAGAGAAGAGAGAGAGAGAGAGAGAGAGAGAGAGAGAGAGCGCAGAGCUAGAUGAGUGACACAGAGAUGGAGAGAGAAACAGAGAAACAGCGCAACUGUACUAUGACUCAGAUAAAGUAGCCUUGGAUAUUUGGUCACGUUGAUUCAGUUCUUUGCAGGCGAAACAAUAAUCAACGACAACGACAGCAGCAAAAGGAAGGAGCCCCAUCAUCAUCCUUCGGGGCUUUCCGAAAAAUCUGAAGCUCCAAAAGGGGUUUUGGUUCUUGGAGAGGAGCUUCAGACUUCGAAGGCAAGAAAAAAUAAAAGGGAUUUCGGUGGCUAUUUUGUAACCGAAACUUGAAGCUGCAGAUUUUUGAGAGGGAAAAAAGAAAAGGGGGGGGGGGGGGAGAAAAAACACCAAGAAGAAGAGAAGGGGCAAUUCAUAUUCGUUACUGAAAAAAUAACUACUCGCUAAUUAUUAUCAUUACUCGCUCGCAUAACUGUUUUGUCUGGUUAGUGCUUUCUCUCUCUUGAUGGGGUAAUCUAUUGUUGUGGCUGCGUGUAUAGGAGCUGCUGAGCUUUUGGAUUUUUGUUUCUGUGGGUUUUCCUUUUCUUCUUCUUCUGUUCCCUGCUGCGACGUGCUUUCUCUGUCUGUUGAAUGGCACAUCUGGGGUGUAAUCUCGGGGGCCCGACCAGUUCUCAGCCGGAUACAGGUUUGGCAGAUGACGAUCUGUAUACAGAGUUAUGGAAGCUGUGCGCUGGGCCUCUGGUGGAUGUUCCUCGUUCUGGGGAGAGAGUUUUUUACUUCCCUCAGGGUCACAUGGAACAAUUGCAAGCAUCAACGAAUCAGGAAUUGAACCAACAAAUUCCCCAUUUCAACAUUUCAUCUAAGAUUCUAUGCCGUGUCAUGCACAUUCAGUUAUUGGCGGAACCAGACACUGAUGAAGUUUAUGCUCGGAUUACUUUGCUUCCAGAAUCAGAUCAAACUGAGCCUACCAGUUCUGAUCCUUGUCCACCAGAGACUCGGACUCAGGCCUUUCAUUCAUUUUGCAAAAUACUAACAGCAUCUGAUACUAGCACGCAUGGAGGAUUCUCAGUUCUGCGGAAGCAUGCUAAUGAGUGCUUGCCUCAAUUGGACAUGACUCAAGCAACUCCUACUCAGGAGUUAGCAGCAAAGGAUCUUCAUGGGUUUGAGUGGAAAUUUAAGCAUAUAUUCAGAGGUCAACCAAGGAGACACUUGCUAACAACUGGCUGGAGUACAUUUGUCACUUCCAAAAGAUUGGUAGCUGGAGACGCAUUCGUGUUUUUGAGGGGAGAGAAUGGAGAACUGAGAGUUGGUGUCCGGCGCCUUGCCCGGCAACAGAGUCCAAUGCCUUCAUCUGUGAUAUCAAGCCAGAGCAUGCAUCUUGGAGUGCUUGCCACUGCUUCCCAUGCUGUUGCCACUCGUACCAUGUUUGUAGUUUACUACAAACCAAGGACUAGACAGUAUAUAAUUGGUUUAAACAAAUAUCUCGCGGCAAUCAACAAUAAGUUCUCAGUUGGCAUGCGUUUCAAGAUGAGAUUUGAGGGAGAUGAUUCGCCUGAGAGAAGGUUUUCAGGAACAAUUGUUGGUGUUGGGGAUUUAUCUCCAGAGUGGCAAGACUCAAAGUGGAGGUCGUUGAAGGUACAAUGGGAUGAACCUGCAACAAUCCCAAGGCCAGAGAGGGUUUCUCCUUGGGAGAUAGAACCUUUUGUGGCUUCUGCACCUGUAAAUCUCGUUCAACCAGCCAUAAAGAGCAAGAGGUCUCGGCCUGCCGAUGUUCCAUCUUCUGAAAUGAUUUCCAAUUCGGCUGCUUCAGCAUUCUGGUAUCACGGGUCAUCCCAGUCCCAUGAACUUGCUCCACUAAGCGGCACAGCAGAAGCCCAGAGCAUAAAUGGCAAUGCUAUGAACAACAGUAGCUCCUGCAACUCUAGAGUCCGGAUCGAAGGAACGUGGCCUUCAUCACAUUUGAACAUCUCUCCAAACUGUUUUGCUGACCCCAAAAACAACAAAGCUGUUGCAGUUCAAUCUUCUAUCUCUGGUUGUCCCCCCGUCUCUUCUUGGCCAAAUGAUGCUCCAGCAUAUGAUCAAGUUGAGAACGGAAAGAAAUCUACUGAGAAUCCUGUGGGGUGCCGGCUAUUUGGUGUUAAUUUGACUAACAACUCUAAUAAUGUUGCUCCUCCAGAGAAAGACUCAAGAGUCUGCAUUGCCAGUCCUAGUGGUUCCAAAGAAUCUAAUCCUGUUGUUGCAUGUGAAAAUAAGACAAGUCAGAACCCCAAUUGUUCCGUGUCCAAAAAGGAGCAGAAGAACGAAACGUCUAAUGCAACCCCAAAUGAGAGGCAGGGCAAGCAGGCAUCUUUACCAUCCACAAGGACUCGCACAAAGGUACAAAUGCAAGGAGUGGCUGUUGGUCGUGCUGUUGACUUGACUAUGUUGAAUGGCUACGACAGCCUGAUCGAAGAGCUCGAGAAGUUGUUCGAUAUUAAGGGAGAGCUUCGUGCACAGAACAAAUGGGCGGUUACUUUCACGGACGAUGAGAAUGACAUGAUGCUCGUGGGCGAUGAUCCAUGGCCGGAGUUCUGUAAAAUGGUGAAGAGGAUUAUCAUAUAUCCAAGCGAGGAAGUGAAGAAGACGAAUACACUCUGCCCGGUUCCUCCAUCUUCAUCAGAAGAUGAUGAAACUCUCAUCACGGCGAAUUCACAGAAUAAGGAUGAAAGUCAGUAGAUUUAAUCUCUUUUGACUGUUCAACUUUUUUCUUUUUUUUGGUGGGUGGGGGAAGGGUGUUAGCGUUUGUGUGAGCAACGGGGUUAGGGAAGGUGGUCUUAAGAUAAUUUGGGUUUGUUUAAAUUUAUGGAACUCUUAAGAACAGUGUGGUAGUGCAAGUAUUUAAGUGGACUUCAAUCAGUUCAAUAAUAACAUGAUGUUCACAAGAA